CACCGAAUUGCGUGGUGGGGGUGGGACCGCGACCGCCUCUCCCUCCUCCGCCUAUCCGCUCCGUCCUCCACACGUCAGGCGUGCCGUGUCUCUUCUUCCUUCCCUCCCUCCCGUCCGAGCCUGCUAUAAAUUCCCCGUCCCCUCCCGUCUCCUCUCCACACAUCCGAUCCAAUCCAAUCCAGUCCCCCUCCGAUCUCACCGAGAAAUCGACGCGAAGGCUCUCUGCCCGUCCUCAAGAUGCAGAUCUUUGUGAAGACCCUCACCGGCAAGACCAUCACCCUCGAGGUCGAGUCAUCGGACACCAUCGACAAUGUCAAGGCCAAAAUCCAGGACAAGGAGGGCAUCCCUCCGGACCAGCAGCGUCUCAUCUUUGCUGGCAAGCAGCUCGAGGAUGGCCGCACCCUUGCUGACUACAACAUCCAGAAGGAGUCCACCCUCCACCUGGUGCUCAGGCUCCGUGGUGGCAUGCAGAUUUUUGUGAAGACCCUCACCGGCAAGACCAUCACCCUUGAGGUCGAGUCCUCGGACACUAUCGACAACGUCAAGGCCAAAAUCCAGGACAAGGAGGGCAUCCCUCCGGACCAGCAGCGUCUCAUCUUCGCUGGCAAGCAGCUCGAGGAUGGCCGCACCCUUGCUGACUACAACAUCCAGAAGGAGUCCACCCUCCACCUGGUGCUCAGGCUCCGUGGUGGCAUGCAGAUUUUUGUGAAGACCCUCACCGGCAAGACCAUCACCCUGGAGGUUGAGUCCUCGGACACCAUCGACAACGUCAAGGCGAAGAUCCAGGACAAGGAGGGCAUCCCCCCGGACCAGCAGCGUCUCAUCUUCGCUGGUAAGCAGCUUGAGGAUGGCCGCACCCUGGCGGACUAUAACAUCCAGAAGGAGUCCACCCUUCACCUGGUGCUCAGGCUCAGGGGUGGGAUGCAGAUUUUUGUGAAGACCCUCACCGGCAAGACCAUCACACUUGAGGUCGAGUCCUCGGACACAAUUGACAAUGUGAAGGCUAAGAUCCAGGACAAGGAAGGCAUCCCUCCGGACCAGCAACGUCUCAUCUUUGCUGGCAAGCAGCUGGAGGAUGGCCGCACCCUGGCUGACUACAACAUCCAGAAGGAGUCCACCCUCCACCUGGUGCUCCGCCUUCGUGGGGGCAUGCAAAUCUUUGUCAAGACCCUCACCGGCAAGACCAUCACUCUGGAGGUUGAGUCCUCUGACACCAUUGACAAUGUGAAGGCGAAAAUCCAGGACAAGGAGGGCAUUCCCCCGGACCAGCAGCGCCUGAUCUUCGCUGGUAAGCAGCUUGAGGAUGGCCGCACCCUGGCGGACUAUAACAUCCAGAAGGAGUCCACCCUUCACUUGGUGCUCCGUCUCCGUGGUGGCCAGUAAGUGCCUGGCAAUGGAGCGGCUUCUCUGUGGGUUCACAGGUCUUGUGUCUUUGAUAUGUCCUCCAAUGGUGCCUGUGUCUGUCGUCCUGGUCGUUUCUAUGUUUCUAUCGCAGUGUGAUGCAUCGUUAUGUUCGGUUGUUUUCGAGAAUUGCUGCUGUUGUGAACAGCUUUGGUGAACUUGAUAAAUAAGUGAGCCCUGAAUUGUGUCUGCA
This is a messenger RNA of Triticum urartu, 1594 nucleotides long. RefSeq names its product polyubiquitin. Gene Ontology annotation, molecular function: protein binding. The record is from RefSeq and is a predicted model, not a curated record. Lineage: Eukaryota; Viridiplantae; Streptophyta; Magnoliopsida; Poales; Poaceae.